Messenger RNA from Chionomys nivalis (European snow vole), 8284 nucleotides. RefSeq names its product transcription activation suppressor family member 2 (gene Tasor2). Lineage: Eukaryota; Metazoa; Chordata; Mammalia; Rodentia; Cricetidae. The record is from RefSeq and is a predicted model, not a curated record. The transcript has 20 exons. Gene Ontology annotation, biological process: negative regulation of gene expression, epigenetic. Bases 460 to 7593 code for a protein of 2377 amino acids. Gene Ontology annotation, cellular component: nucleoplasm.
CUCCCUAUUUCCUAGGGCCACGAGGUUUCACUUCCGGUUGCGGGUGCCCGGGGCCAGAGACGGGACCCGUUCCCAGCGCCGGGGUUGAGGCGAGGCUGCUACCCGCCUGUGUGACCGAGCGACUGAGGCGCACGCGGCCCGCGUCUGAGGAGAGGUCGGGACGGGCAGGGAAAGCAUGGGAAGGACGCUGAGCGGUGAGCUCGACUCCUCAGGGAAGGCGGCCGCGUCGGGGACAGGGAAAAAUCAAGUUUGUGUCUGAGAAUUGUACAGGCCAUCUUCUGACAGUGUCUGAUAUGUGGCUGCAGAUACCUACAUGGUUUCUUACAAAAGAAGUCAUUUUCGUGCCUUCGAACUAAGUCAGAAUUACCUCUAUGAACUUUCACGCAACGCUGUUAUUAAAUGACCCAGACAGACCUUUCCUCUUAUAAUUGUAGCUUUUCAAUCCUGGGAACCUAAAAGAUGGCAACGCCCACUUAUAAAAACAUACUUGAACUCAAUAAAAAUGCUCUCACCUCUCCAUGGAAAGGGCAGUUAAUUAUUCAGGGUUGUUUCCUGUGUGAUGUAACUCUUUGUUCUACUUAUGGCACAGUAAUUCCAGUACAACUGCCACGGGAACUAGAUUUUAAGUAUGUAAUGAAAGUAUCUUCUCUGAAAGAAAGCCUACCAGAAGCUGCCUUUAGAAGACAGAAUUAUUUGGAGCAGAAAGUCUGUUGCCAGGAUUUAUGCUUUGAUUUAUAUGAAGUGGAACUGUCAAACAAACAAGGGGAAAACAUAGAUAAGCUAAUCGAGUACAUUAAAAAUCAGCAAUUGGCAAUCAUCAAAUGCUUAGAAGAUAGGGAAUUUUUCAUUUUACUUACGUCAUCAGCCUUAACACCAGAACCAGAUUUUGGAGAUGAGCAGAUGGGUCUACACGGUUUACAUUUAUUCCACUCACCUCAAUCAACAGGGGCAAAGGACUUAAAAGUUGAAGAUGACAUCUCUCUGAAAGUGAUACCUAUUAUACCCGCCCUUAGUUGUGCACUUCUAGAAGCAAAGAAAUCACUUCCUGAAAAAGGAAUCCCUCCAAACGUCUUAGUAAAGCAUAGUUUCCAAGACCUGUAUAAGGUGGACAAAAGCCUGUCAUUGAUGGCUCCUCAAGAUGGAAUGAGAGACACUGCGUUCAUUAGGAAACUGUCCUAUAGUUUUGACUUGGCACCCCCAGAUGAAAAGUGCCCUUCAGAGUCUCUGAUUCAGUUGAAGAGUUAUUUUUCAGACCCUACUGGCUACACUCUGGAUCUGUCUACUACUUUAGACUUGUUAGCAGAGCAUCCUCAGUGUCCUCGUAUUUCAGAUGGGAUUUGUGAUGCUGGAUUUUCUUUAGUUAUGGCUUCAGAUCCUGAAUUUCUUGACUCAGAGAUGGAAGUAAGAAAAGAAACUGAAACAACAAAAAAAUCUGAGAAAAUGCUUAGAGUGAAGAGAGCUGUGGCUCCAUUGACUCCACCUUCAAAUCUGAGAGUUCAGCCAAAGAGAAAGGCCAGCACAUCAGCUGUUACGCUUCCAAAUAAACGAGUAAGCCUGGGCCGCCCCCUUUCCAAAAGAACUGCGCCCAGGGCAGACAGCGGAUCGUGCAUCCCAACUCUUAAGUUAGUUAAAGGGCAGUUUCCUCAGAAGAUAAAAAGAGGUGCAGAAGUGCUGACUGCACAAUUUGUACAGAAAACCAGACUGGAUAGGAAAAAGCGUGAAGUUUCUGUCUCUAAAGAUGCUCCAGUAGCUACAAAUGCGAAAAGAGCAAAGAAACAAGAGAAAUCUCCAGGUAGAGUUGUUUCCCGGCCUAAACCACCUGUGAAAAAGUGUCCCCCAAAACAAAAGGUAAAUGUAACAAGAGGUCGUCGGAAUUCCAAAACCAGAAAGCAGCUGCAUCCUGCUGAAAAAGACAUUACUUUACAUCUUCAAUCAGAAAUUUCAUCAAAUGGCCAGAAAGAUGGAAUUAACCUAAGUACUGCUCAACAAGAAAGUAUUGCAAUGAUUCCUAAAGGUUUUCCUGAAAACUCGAUUAUCAACUGUGACUCCCAGGCCUUAAAUAUGUUAGCUGAUCUGGCAUUAAGCUCUGCUGCUUCUUCCAUACCACCUUGUGAGCUUAGGAACCUUCCCAGUGUCUCUGAAUUGCCACAAAACAAUGUUUUACUCUCUAAAGAAAAUUCAUUGCACAGUACCUCUGACCAUGAAUAUCAUAGGGGAGUUAAAAGUCAAAAAGGUGUUCUACUAACUAAACCAUCUUCUGAUGAGAAGCUUAAUUCAGAGUCAGAUUUACCUGUUAGCCAAGAAGAAAAUUUGGUACCUUUUGCUCAGUUUCUUACUAUUGCCCAGUCAGUACCCUCUGAGGAAGGCCAAGAAUCCUCAGAUGCAAGUCAAAACUCUGUUGCUGUGGAACAUUCCUAUGCCUUGCUUCUUGCUGAGCAGUCAAAGAAACAUCUGCAUCAGAGGAAGUUACCAAGCCCUGCUUUUGCAAAGAAUGGGGCAAAAGGCCCCGAAGCUGGAACUCCUAUAGGAAAGGUCAUGCCAUUUCGGCAUCUUCAGAACACCUCUCCUCUACAAAAGCUUUCUGAAGAUUCAUUGACUAAGCGCAAAAGUCUGUUCGUGUCUUCCAGUCUCAAAGAUUUUUUUUGCUCUCAUACGGUUCUUAGUUGUGAUGGCUCCUUUAAGAUCACUUUCAAAUGUGAAGGAGAAUAUGCAUUCAGCUUAGAUAGCAAAUACACCAGCAACCCUCUGGAGAAAACUGUUGUGAGAGCAUUACAUGGACCCUGGAACACUGAUUGGCCUGAAAAUAUGGAAGAUGUGAAGCUUUUACUUCAUAUGUGGGUAGCUCUGUUCUACAGCAAACAGAACAAAGUCAUGGGGUCACCUCGAAAGGUGGUAGAACACAGAAACCCAGCAAAAUACGUAUGCAUCAAUAGGUCUAUAGAAUCUUUUGACCAAAGUGAAAUUGAGGAGUUUCCCAGUGUGGAACGAUAUUCUGAAGACUCUCUGUUGGAGAACAAGGAAACGUGUGAAGGUCAUGCCACCAAUACAACCUUUCCUGGACCUAACUGCAUGCUUCCUUUCGUUAAUCCACCAACCACCAGAGACUUGGAACUCUGUGUACAGAAUGAACAGAAAGAAAUAUUUACAGGAGAGAGUCACCCGGAUACUUCAGGAAGCCAGAAUUUCAUCCAUUCUUGUAAUAAUGAGGUAACUGGAGGUAAAGACAAACAAGAAUUAUCAGAUAUACCCGAGACUUCUAAUGUUGGGCUCUCUGAUGUCACAUGUGCCCAAAGUAAUGGAUCUUGUAUUCCCAGUGAAGAUAAGACCUUCCCGAACACAACAGCUUAUGAUGGGGCCGGCAGUGAGGCAAUGAUGUGUCACAAGUCUGUGUUGAGCACCCUUGAGAACAAAGUUGAUACUUUUCAUCCAUCACUGCUGAUAAAAACAGGUGCUGUACAGGAUGCCAUCCAGGAUAGUAGCCCCAUCAAUAACAAAUGUCCGCCCUCUGCAGAAAGGACAGAUGAUAACGUGGAAUAUAUGAUGAUUAAUCUGGAGCCGGUUACUCUUGCUCUUGAAAAAGCUGCCUGUGUACCAAUACAUACAGAAGUAAAUACAGCUGACAAACCUACAGACUUUAGUACUGAUCUGGUUAAACAAGUGUCCCCUGCCUUGAGUAUUCAGUAUCCUGUGUCUAAAUUGGAAGAGGCACAAACACAGUGCCCUAGGGACAUUCCUUCUCUUGCCAUUUCAGAGUAUAGAGAGAGUAAGUGCCUUUCUGCCUCCUCCCUAGAAAUGGAAACAGCUUCUGAAAGCCUGUGUCCAUUACAGAAAGAGAUUCCUCCUCCGACAUCAGCUGAUGGAUUGAUAACUGAGGCACUGCCUUUAGUUAAAAGUUCUAGCUAUUCAUUAGCCAGUAACAAAACAAAAUGUCCACAAGAUGCCUCUCUACAGACUCAGAAUGGCUUCAGCAUGUCUAUAAAUGAGGUUCUAGAACCAUCACAAGUUAAAGUAGUAUCAUCAUCAACCUCUGCUACUCUGGGAAACAAACCGUCCCUUAACUGUAUUCCAGCAAUAUGUAAUAUAUCAGAUGGUCCCUCAGAAGUACGGAUUAAUGACAAGAGUAGUCUAAACCAAGAAAAGACUUUGCAAAUACUUAAUUCAGUAUUUCCCAAACAAGCUGAUCUAUCUAUGAAUAGGGAGGAGGUUAGCAUGGAGUUGUCAGGGGAAUAUUCUGAUACUAACCCAACUUUAACGGUAUUACCACCUACAAACCCCAGGGAGGAAAUGGCAGCUGGUGAAAUCGAACAAUUGCAGAAGACCCCAGUGUCAAAUUUAGGGCUGCAGAGUAGAACUGAAGAAGAGGUUGAACCAGAAGUACAGGUGAACCUCAUAAAAAACAAAACAAUAAAUUCAGCUAGCUAUAUCUCAGUGUAUGCUGUGGACCCCAGAGAACCAUUAAAAGAGACACAAAGCAGUGAUUUAAAGCCAGGUACAUUAAUACUUUCUAAAGAAAAUUGUGCCCCUAAGGUGGCAGAGGAAAUUAACAUUCCCUCAGACUUUCCCUUUGGUACGCUAAUAGAAGAAGUAUCACCAGCUUCUAGUCCUGAUCCCAUAGUACAAACUGAAGAAACACAACCCACUCCAUGCUUAAAACUUCAUGGUACACAGUCUGAGAAAAGUAGCGAGUUCUCCCAGGUUAAGUCAGGAGAUUUAACUAUAGCAGGAAAAGAAAAUUCUUUUGUGGGUCCUAAGACUUCAAUGGGACAAAAUAAGUUAACUCAAGUACAAGUGCAGCUCUCUGCAGAAAUGCCACAGGUACUAACCAGUGCAGGAAGAGAAGGCAGAGUAACUGUACCCAGUGAGAUAGCUGAGUUCAGUGUCCCAAGUGAGCAGGAUGAGAGUUUAUCUUUUUCAGAAAAGGUACAGUGCCAGGAUACAGAGUUAAACAAGCCUACCUCACCCCCUAAAUAUGGAGGUAACUUCAAGCCUCUUGGAAAACUUUUAAAAUCAGGGAACUCAUUGCAGGCAAUUUGUAUGGAGAACAGAAAUCUGGGCAUAAAACCUUUUGCCCUGGAGUCCGUUGUACCCUUAUGUAGUACUAGAAAAAUUGUUGAAAAUAAGUCUUUGGCAGACACAUUGGUUUCUAUCCCCAGUGUAAGUGAAAUAGUAAAUAUGUCAUUAAAACACACUAGCUCUAAAAACAGUAAGAAAAAUAGCUCUGAUUUUAAAACAGUGGCUGAUAUUAAUAUGCAGCCUGGGUCCGUGAACUCUGCCUCCAUUGACAAAACUGAAGAGUUUGUUUCUUCCUGUGACAGUGCUCAGUGCACCUAUUACACAAAACCAGUAAGUGUAGAGCCAGGGUUUCAAACACAAGAAAUACCAGUAGUUAGAAUGGCCAGUUUACUUCAGAAUAUUGGAACUGAAUUACGUGAAGAAAGGAUGGAUCUCAGUGCUGUUGGCCUUCACUCUCACUCCACAUCUACAAAAGGUGAACAAAAAACAAUCUGUGUGCUCCAGGACACAUCAAAAUGUGAAGAGAAAAAGCCCUUGAAUGAUGGAGUUUUCUCCCAAAAUGUUCGUUUUUACCAAAAUACAGCAGACAUAAGUAAAGGUAUCAAUGAAGAACCUUCUGUUUCCUUUGUCGCAGAAUCCCUUGACUCUGUUUGUGACAUCUACAAAGAACAUACUGCCAGUGAAAACCCUAAUAUGGGACAUAAACCCAAGGCAGAUUCUAAAGCACUGAGCAGGAGUACAGAGAUAAGUGUGAAUGCUUCCACAUGCUAUGAACCACUUUCUGGAGAUACUGACCUGGAUUCUCUAGAUUGUAGAAACUACAAAUUAGAUGUAGAGAAUUUGUGUACUUUGGGAGGUAGUCAUGCAAGCCACAAAGAUGCUGUAAAAGGUAGCAGUGAUUCUUUUACAGGCUUACACAACAGUGACACUUGGGUCAACUCCAGCAAAAUUUCAGAGCUGGAGACACAUGUUCCACCCAGAAGCUGGGACACAGAAUCGUGUCCUAUCUCAACAAAUGAUAAGUGUAUGCCACGCUACAUCCAGAUCCCAGGUUCCAGUGGUAGCUCCAGGACUUACGCUAACUUUACUAUAACAAAAGAAUCCAAAGAUACCACAAGAACAUUGCAUAGCCUGAAGAGGCAUCGGAAUUUCACUGCAAAUUGCAAUAGCCUUAGCUCCUGGACUAGCACUUGGCAUGUGACAGAUGACCUCACGCAGAAUACUUUAGACCUGGAGUACUUGCGUUUUGAUCAUAAGCUAAAAGAAAUACUAAAGAAGGGAGAUUGUCAGCCAUCUUCCCUUUCCACCAACAUCUUCCCUAAGGAGUCACUUAUCCGAAUCUCAGUUGAAACAUGCCCUUCAACACAAACAUCUGAUGCCUCGCUUCUGCAUCUUCCACCUAAGAGCAGAAGCCCCAUCUUAGUAACAGUUGUACACUCAGACACCAGGCCACAAAGUCAUCGUAGAAGAGACCACUCGCCUAGCAAUCUAGACCAUUCCUCCUUUUGGAAGGAGAAACAUAGUCAAAGUAGAAAUCCUGAAAGAAAUCAGAUUAUUCCAGUCCAUCUCAAUAAACUGAAAUACAACAGUACUUUGAAAGAAGCUAGAAGUGAUAUUUCACUUAUUCUAAACGAAUAUGCUGAAUUUAAUAAAGUUAUGAUGAAUAGCAACCAAACUGUUUCCCAAGAUAAAGAGUUAAAUGUAGCUUCUGUAGAAGCUUGUCCACAGGAGACAUGUCAGCCAAGACAAUCGGUAUCCUACAAAGAUGUGAUCACGGACUUGUGUGCCACUCUGCAUAUCAAACUAAAAGGAGUUAUGAGGGAGGCUUGUAAGAGCCCUUUCAGGUUCUACCUCGUUGAAACAGAAGAUAAGUCAUUCUUCUUAAGAACAAAGAGCAUUCUAAAGAAAAGAGGCCAUACAGAAGCGGAACUUCUAGAUUUCUGUCAAGCCUUUCAAAGAGAGACUGAGACACUAUUAGUUAUCAUCAAAAAUGAAGACAUAAUAUCACAUUUGCAUCAAAUUCCUUCUCUGCUGAAGCUGAAGCAUUUCCCCAGUGUCAUUUUUGCCGGGGUAGACACUCCUGAAGACAUUCUGAAUGAUACCUACCAAGAGCUGUUUCGCUCAGGCGGCUUUGUGGUAUCGGAUGGUGACAUACUAGAAAAUUUAACAUUAGUUCAACUGAAGGAAAUUGUCAAAAUCCUGGAAAAACUAAAUGAAAAUGGAAGAUGGAAGUGGCUGCUUCACUACAGAGAGAAUAAAAAGCUCAAGGAAGAUGUCAAGGUAGAUUCAAUUGCGCAUAAAAAGAACUUAAUUUUGAAAUCAUACCAGAGUGUAAAUAUCAUUGAAUUGCUUCAUUAUCAUAACUGUGACUCUCCAUCACCAACAAAAGCUGAAAUUUUGAAAUGUUUGCUAAACCUGCAAAUUCAGCAUAUCAGUGCCAGGUUUGCUGUCUUCCUAACAGACAAGCCCACGGCAUCCCCGGAAGUCUUUGAAAAUAGUGGAAUCCUUGUUACAGAUGUAAACUACUUCACUGAAAAUAUACAAAAUAUAGCAGCUCCAUUUAGGAGUAGCUAUUGGUGAUUUAAACUACAUUUUGGAGUUGAGGCUAGGCAUGGAAGACGCCAACAAUAAAUUAGUAUUUUCCUGUGUCUGAAAAACUUCAAAUACAUACAAACAAUCCUCAUCUGAAAAAAAUCCAUGUUUCGUUUUUAUACUUUGCUAGAAUGUCUCAUUUAUCAGACCAUAUUUGCCAUUAGAUUUGGGUUACAACAUUGAGUACUGUUGUAAAAUUUUCAUUCUAAAUAUAAUGCCUUCAAAACUAUUGAGCUUAAUAUUAAAAUUGAGACCUUCACAUGUUUACCUAGCUAAAGUAAAAUCUAUUUUAACAAAUAGCCAUUUUUGCGUGUGGUUAGAGGCUUAUGAAGUGCAUGUUUCAGAGGUUUUACCACAUUGUAAAAAAGUAUAAUCUGUAAUGGUUUUGUUUGCUAUUGCCUAAGAAACACUACAAAGAGAAAAACCAUUUUUUUUGUAAAUCACAAAUUUAUACACUUUUCCACUUACUCGGUUUUUUUUAAUGCUGCACUACAAAAAAAAUCAAUCUGAGGAAAUUAUUUAUGAUAUUAGAACUUUCUUAAGUCUUUAAAAUAUACACAAGAAGAAACCAUUUGUACACUAUCUAUUUGGAACAAAGGAUUUUAUACAUAGUUUGGGGUUAGGUUGGUUGUUUUGGUUUUUUUUAAUUUUUUUUUUUUAAAUAAAGAAUUAAAAUGCA